CCCAAUUACAUGUUAAGUGGGCCAGUAGAUGGGCCGCCCCAUUACACUCCCUUCUGGCAAAGUUCCACUGGACCGAGCCCAGUCUUCUUGCAGCGGUCUGUAGAUCUGCGAUCAUCGCUCCAGCUUCCAGCCUCGACACCUCCUUCUGCUUCAGAGCGAGAAAUGCGCUUUGGCAGUCGGUUUCAACGAUGGCUGCUUGGUAUCCACACCUUUCCACCUGCUUCAGACCAAAAUCAAUUGCCCUUAACUCAGCCAGCUCCGGGGGCCAUUGGGUACGAUCCCUGCAUACCGCCGCCAUCAAGAAUUGUCCGUUUGCAUCGCGAGCCACCACACUGAGACCAGUUCCUUCGUCUUUGAACACCGCAGCGUCCACAUUCACCUUGAUCCACCCCUCCGGCGGCGAUUCCCAUCAGAGAGAUGGCAAACCACGGCAGCAACGGAAGCUCCGACGACCUGACCUUCCCCCUCGAGAUCCCGCCGGCCAAAAUUAGGUUCACCAAGCUCUUCAUCGGUGGCGAAUUCGUCGACUCUGUUUCAGGGAAAACGUUCGAGACGAUUGACCCGAGAACCGGGGAGACGAUAGCAAGGGUGUCGGAAGGAGAUAAAGAGGACAUCGAUUUGGCCGUCGGAGCUGCCCGCCGUGCUUUCGACCACGGGCCCUGGCCCCGCUUGCCCGGCGCUGCAAGGGCAAAGAUAAUGCACAAAUUUGCGGACCUGAUCGACCAACACAUCGAGGAGCUGGCGACCCUCGACACCCUGAACGCCGGCAAGCUGUUCAGCUGGGGCAAAGCGGUCGACAUCCCUUCCGUGGCCAACACCCUCCGCUACUUCGCCGGCGCCGCCGACAAGAUCCACGGCCAGGUCCUGAAGAUGUCGCGGGAGCUUCACGCCUACACACUCCUCGAGCCCAUCGGCGUGGUGGGGCUCAUCAUCCCGUGGAACUUCCCCAGCACCAUGUUCUUCGUGAAGGUCAGCCCCGCCUUGGCCGCCGGCUGCACCAUGGUCGUCAAGCCCGCCGAGCAGACCCCUCUCUCCGCCCUCUUCUACGCUCAUCUCGCCAAAGAGGUGAGUUUUACAGGGUCAACCGAAGUGGGCCGGAAGGUGAUGCAGGCAGCAGCGGCCAGCAAUCUGAAAACGGUCUCACUCGAACUGGGCGGGAAAUCUCCCCUCCUGAUCUUCGACGACGCCGACAUCGAUCAGGCCGCCGAUCUCGCCCUCUUGGGGGUCAUGCACAACAAGGGCGAAGUCUGCGUCGCGGGAUCGCGAGUGCUCGUACAGGAAGCGAUCUACGACGAGUUCGUGAAGACAUUGGUCGAGAAAGCCAAAGAAUGGGUUGUUGGGGAUCCUUUCCACCCAAAUUCUCGUGUUGGUCCGCAGGUUGACAAGAAGCAGUACGAGAAGGUAAUGUCUUACAUUGAGCACGGUAAGAGAGAAGGAGCGACCUUGCUCACCGGCGGGAAACCGGCGGCCAAGGCGAGGGGCAGAGUCCUGUCGAAAUUCGCCGACUUGAUAGACCAAAACGCGGACGAAUUAGCCGGACUGGAAUCCAUCGACGCCGGCAAGCUGUUCACCUUCAACAAAAUGGCCGACAUCCCUUUCGCGGCGAACCUUCUCCGGUACUACGCCGGCGCGGCGGACAAAAUCCACGGCGACGUGCUGAAGAUGUCCAGGGAGCUUCACGGGUACACUCUGCUCGAGCCGAUUGGAGUCGUCGGGCAUAUAAUUCCAUGGAACUUCCCCUGCACCCUGUUCUUCUCGAAAGUCGCGCCUUCCCUCGCCGCCGGCUGCACGAUGGUGGUGAAGCCCGCCGAGCAGACCCCUCUCUCUGCCCUGGAGGCCGGGAUCCCCGACGGAGUGAUGAACGUGGUGGUCGGGUACGGCGCCACGGCCGGGGCGGCGAUCUCGGCUCACAUGGAUGUCGACAAGGUGAGCUUCACUGGCUCGACGGAGGUCGGCCGGAAGGUGAUGCAGGCGGCGGCGUUGAGCAAUUUGAAGCCGGUGUCGCUCGAGCUCGGUGGGAAGUCGCCGGUGCUGAUUUUCGACGAUGCUGACGUGGACAAGGCUGUUGAUCUUGCUCUCCUCGCCAUUUUCUACAACAAGGGAGAAGUUUGUGCGGCGGGGUCCCGUGUGUUUGUUCAAGAAGGGAUCUAUGACGAGUUUGUGAAGAAAUUGGCGGUGAAGGCGAAGGAAUGGACCGUCGGCGACCCGCUUGAUCCCACGACUCGUGUUGGACCUCAGGUCAACAAGACACAAUUUGAAAGAGUGUUGUCUUACAUUGAGCACGGCAAGAGAGAAGGAGCCACGUUAUUAACUGGCGGCAAACCGGCUGCCGAGACAGGAUUCUACAUCCAGCCCACUGUUUUCACUGAUGUUAAGGAAGACAUGAUGAUAUCCAGGGAUGAGAUCUUCGGACCAGUGAUGGCUCUAAUGAAGUUCAAGACGAUAGAAGAAGGGAUCAAGUAUGCAAACAACACGAAGUACGGCCUUGCUUCAGGAAUCGUGACGAAGAGUUUGGACAUCGCGAACACGGUGUCGAGAUCGAUCAAAGCCGGCGUCGUUUGGAUCAAUUGCUACCAUGGGUUCGACAUUGACUGCCCCUUUGGAGGCUACAAGAUGAGCGGAUUCGGCAAAGAUUUUGGAAUGGAAGCCCUUCACAAGUAUCUCCAGACCAAAGCUGUCGUCACUCCUAUCUACAAUUCUCCAUGGCUUUAAAACAAACCCUAAUAAUCCAUCAAUCCAUCCAUUUGGUUAUGGAAAAUGUUUCCUUUAGAGUUUCAAACAAUGGCAAUUUUCAUUUUACCCUACCAAAUAAGCAAAAUUAUUAUGCUAUGCUUACAUCUUUUUUUCCAUGUAUUAUGAAAACAUUUACAGCAGAGUAUUUCUCAUUUCAAUCAAGC
Molecule: messenger RNA, 2897 nt
Organism: Linum tenue
Lineage: Eukaryota; Viridiplantae; Streptophyta; Magnoliopsida; Malpighiales; Linaceae
Source: the annotation of a GenBank genome assembly